Molecule: messenger RNA, 1300 nt
Organism: Syzygium oleosum
Lineage: Eukaryota; Viridiplantae; Streptophyta; Magnoliopsida; Myrtales; Myrtaceae
Product: SPX domain-containing protein 1-like
Exons: 3
Coding region: 303-1124 (273 amino acids)
Biological process (GO): cellular response to phosphate starvation
Source: RefSeq, a predicted model, not a curated record
CCUUUAAGCAUGAGGUCGAAAUAUGCCUUUUGCGAGAGAACUGAAUAAUGUUCUGUUUCUUGAGGUGGGAGUGAACUCUCUUCACCGAACUGAGGAUAUUCGUCUGACCAAGAAAGCAAGAACACAGGAUAUUCGCCGCAUUUCUUCCACCAACGAAUAUUCACCCUCACCUUCCCCCUCCUCCACUUAUACUCUCCUCCUCCGCCUCGCUCCCACCUUCCCCCUUCCCCCUCCCGCUCCCCUCCGGCGCCUUCCCGUCUCCGCCCGUCGCGGUGGUUUACCGGCCGUCCCGGGACGUGGCCAUGAAGUUCGGCAAGAGCCUGAGCAACCAGAUGGAGGUGACGUUGCCCGAGUGGCGGGACAAGUUCCUGUCCUACAAGGAGCUCAAGCGGCGGCUGAAGUCGAGCCACCCGAGGCCCGGCGAGAGACCCAUCAAGCGCCCCAGGAGGGCCGACGCCCCGGGGUGUUGGUGCUUGGAUCCCGUGCUGGCGGAGGAGGUCGAGUUCGUGCGGCUGCUGGAGGACGAGCUCGAGAAGUUCAACGCCUUCUUCGUCGAGAAGGAGGAGGAGUACAUUAUCAGACUGAAGGAAUUACAAGAUAGGGUCGCUGAAUCAGAGAAUGUUAGCGCAGAGAUGAUAAAAAUUAGGAAGGAAAUUGUAGACUUCCACGGGGAGAUGGUUUUGUUAGAGAAUUAUAGUGCCCUCAACUAUACAGGACUGGUGAAAAUCCUGAAGAAGUAUGACAAGAGGACAGGAGCUCUCAUUCGCUUGCCCUUCAUACAAAAGGUCUCGCAACAGCCAUUCUUCACCACUGAUCUGCUUUACAAACUUGUGAAAGAGUGCGAGAGCAUGCUCGAUCACCUCUUCCCUAAUAAUGAAACCCCAGAUUCAUCUGAGGUCUCUGAUGCAAGUGAACAGUAUGAUCUGACAGCUUCCACCUCAAAUGGGAGUGGCAAUAUGUUUAAUGCGAACAAAGAACUCAUAGAGAUCAAGCCAAUGGAGAGCUUGUACAUGAAGAGCACUGUGUCAGCAUUAAGGGUUCUGAAGGAAAUCCGCAGUGGAAGCUCGACUGUGAGUGUGUUCUCUUUACCACCCUUGCAGAGUCAGGGAUUCGACGAAACAUGACAUAAAAUCCCUGUUCUUGAGCAAGCUGCCAAAUAGCAGUAACAUUUGUUUGGCAAAUGCAUUGUGUUACACUUCUAUUUUUCCCUUUUUUCCUUGCAUGCAUCAUAGAUGCAUGAUUUAUACACUGACAGUUGUGUAAGAGGAUGCUGAAAUAUAUGGAAAAGUUAUUACAUACC